Messenger RNA from Larimichthys crocea (large yellow croaker), 2762 nucleotides. RefSeq names its product acyl-CoA dehydrogenase family member 11. The record is from RefSeq and is a predicted model, not a curated record. Lineage: Eukaryota; Metazoa; Chordata; Actinopteri; Sciaenidae. The coding region runs from base 66 to 1970 and encodes 634 amino acids. The transcript is spliced from 15 exons. Gene Ontology annotation, molecular function: acyl-CoA dehydrogenase activity.
AGGGGAGAGACUACACGACAGCCAGCGUAUUUAAACGCAGCUGAGCUAACGUUAGGUCUUGAGCCAUGUCGGCCUGCUCGGCUCUACUGAACAGCCGUGUCGCUGGAGGCUGCUGCAGGUUGUGGCGUCGGGUUCCUCGACCUGUCGUCCACUUCAGAUCGGCGAGCGUAGCUGAGCGAGGCGCAGGAAGGUCUGAUGAAGAGCUCUGGGAGGCAGCAAGCUACCUGCCAUUCUCCGGAGCCAGAAUAGGAUCUUUCUUCCAGGAACGACCAGUGCUGAAAAACCUGUUUCUAGAGGAUGCCUUGCUCAGAGGAUACCUGAGGAGACACCUGCCCCAGGAGGCAGCUUUCUCUGACUUGUGUGCAUUUGGAGAGCGAGUGUCCAAAGAGGUGGAUGUAUGGGGCAGAGAGUGUGAAGUCACUCCUCCACAGUUGGUGCAUUUUGACCCUUGGGGUCGCAGGGUGGAUCACAUUGAGACUUCCCCGGCCUGGAAACGCAUGAAAGAUCUCUCAGCACAGGAAGGACUGGUCGCUAUUGGUUAUGAGAGGCCGUUUGGGGAAUGGAGUCGUGUGUACCAAAUGUGCAAGUUGUACAUCUACUCUCCGUCCUCUGGUCUCUACACCUGUCCUCUGGCCAUGACUGACGGAGCUGCUAAAGUCAUCCAGUCUGUAGGUGUUUCCUGGCCAGUAGAUGAAGCAUACAGUCGUUUGACCACCCGUCAGCCUGAGCGAUUCUGGACGUCUGGACAGUGGAUGACGGAAAGACAGGGAGGAUCUGAUGUGGCCAGAGGCACAGAGACAGUGGCUGUUCCUCAAACGGAUGAUUCAUACAAACUCCACGGCUUCAAGUGGUUCACCUCUGCUACAGAUGCAGACAUGACUCUCACACUGGCCAGAAUACAAGACAGAACAGGAGCAACCACACCGGGCAGCAGGGGUUUGUCUUUGUUCUACGCAGAGGUGAGCAGAGAUGAGGACGGCCUGCUGAAGGGUAUAGAGGUUCAGAGACUGAAAGACAAGCUGGGUACAAGACAGAUGCCAACCGCUGAGUUACUGCUGGAUGGCUUACCAGCACACAGGCUCUCAGAGGUAGGCAGAGGCGUGGCCUCCAUAGCCAACAUGUUAACUAUAACCCGGAUCCACAACAGCAUCUCUGCAGCGGCUGCAAUGAGAAGGGUGGUCCAGUUAGCCGGUGACUACGCCACUCGCCGCACUGCCUUUGGAAAGCUUCUUAAAGACCACCCACUGCACAUGCAGACUCUCGCUAGGAUGGAGGUGGAGACUCGUGGGGCGUUCCUUCUGGUGAUGGACGUGUGUCGUCUGUUGGGUCGAGAGGAGAGCGGCAUGGCGACCCAGCUUGAUACAAACCUGCUACGUCUGCUCACUCCUGUGGUCAAACUGUACACUGGGAAGCAGGCGGUGGCUGUGGUGUCGGAGGGUUUGGAGAGCUUCGGUGGACAGGGCUACAUCGAGGACACUGGCUUGCCUGGACUGCUUCGAGAUGCACAGGUGUUGAGUAUUUGGGAAGGUACCACAAAUGUCCUGUCUCUGGAUGUGCUGCGCUGUGUGGCCCGUAGCUCAGGACUGGUUCUUCAUGCUUACUUUACCCAUACCAAGUCCCUCCUUGCCGGUGCAUCAAGUGUUUCUUCGUUGGCCCCAGCAGUGAAAGCAUUAGACCGAGCUCUCUCUGAGCUGGAGGACUUUGUUCAGGUGGCAGCUAGCAGAGGACCGGCCUACCUGGAGCUAGCAGCCAGAGACCUGGCUUAUAGCCUGGCUCGCAUCUAUGCAGGUGCUCUUCUGAUUGACCACGCAUGUUGGAAAGGAGCCUCUCCAUCUGACACCUAUGCAGCUCUCAGGUGGUGUGAACAGGACUUGUGUCCUGUGGUGAAUAAACAAGCGAGAGGUUGCUAUGACCCCAACACUCCAGCACUUGAUGCUGUGCUAGUGUAUGACCGGCCAACUCAAGACUGAAUGUUCACUGAAAACAGAUGAAACUGCCACUUGAUCCACCAUAACUGUGCCUCACUUUAAUCUAGUUUUAGGCACAAAUUCACUACUGCGUGCACAAGAACAGCAAUGAGACUGAAUGUAGAGUUUCAUUAUGUGAUAUUUUUAAUAUUAAACUGUAUAUAAAGUAUCUGCGAUAUUUAUUUUUAUCUUCAAUAAAUAUGAAACUAUAGAUUCACAAGUUUUGCAACAUACAAAUGAUUUUUGGAGGCCUUGGUAAACAAAAAUAACAGCAGUGGUCUGAAGCAACAAGAGCCCUGACAGAAGAUACAGGAGGUUUACUUACAUGCUGCCUUCUAGAAGUGUUGGGAAAAGGCAGAUGUUUGAGCUCCUAUGAAAAACAUGUGAACUCUGUAUUGUUUUAUACCACAUGAUUAUUUUAAACUGUACAGAGAUUAAUUAUUUGGUAUGGUUACUGUGUUAUUGUGUUUUACUGUGGUAAACUAUCUGAAUGUAAAGUGAUGUACAAUAGUUUUUGGAGAGUAACAAAAAGUAUAAAAUAUACGCAUGAUUAAUACUUUCGCUUCCUCUGUGUUUAUUUUUAUAGUUUUGAGGCAGGGGUGUCUAACAUACAAAUAAGACAUCAACUGCAAAUUUCUAAAAAAAGGAACUGCUUCAAGUCGGGGUUGCACACAACACUGUCAAGCAAGCAAACUGUUCAUGCCGGAGCUGUCAUGCUGGUUUAAGUUGUUAUCAUCUGUUCUACGGUUUCAGGUCUUUGGUGAACUGAUCUGCCCGUCGACAUCCAACUUGAAA